AUGUCGGGAUUUUCCCCUCCUUUCGUGGGAUCCAUCGACGAUGGAACACAGAGCUGCAGAUGCAUCAUCUUCGACCAGAAGGGGAAAGUUGUCACCAAGGCGCAGAAGCAGAAGCAACAAAUCUUUCCUCAGCCCGGAUGGUGCGAGCAGGAUCCCCGUGACAUCAUUGACAACGUGAGAUUCUGCAUUGAGGAAGCUGUGAAAGACUUGCAGCGGUUGGGCCACAGCGUGGAAGAGGUGAAGGGAGUGGGAAUUACAAACCAGCGAGAGACGACGGUGAUCUGGGACAGGAAGACUGGCAAGCCACUACACAAUGCCAUUGUUUGGUUGGACACCAGGAACUCUAAGACCUGUGAAGAUCUUGCCAACGCACACGGAGGUAGAGACGCGUUUCGAAGGAAGUGUGGUCUGCCUAUCAGCACUUAUUUCUCAGGCGUAAAGCUGAAAUGGCUUUUUGAUACCUUUCCUGAGAUCUUGGCAAAGGCAGAGAGAGGAGAAGUGAUGUUCGGAACGGUUGACUCUUGGUUGAUCUACAAUCUCACGGGCAAACAUGUUACUGAUGUUACCAACGCAUGCCGUACUAUGCUCAUGAACCUUGAAGCUCUCAAAUGGGACGAAGAGGUCUGCUCGAAGUUCGGAGUGCCAAUGUCCAUCCUUCCUGAGAUCAAGAGUUCUGCCGAGAUUUACGGCGACAUUCUCGAUGGUCCAUUGAAGGGGAUUCCUGUUGCUGCCUGUUUGGGCGAUCAGCAGUCCGCAUGCGUUGGGCAUUGCGCUUUCAAUCCUGGCGAUUCUAAGAACACGUACGGCACAGGGUGCUUCCUGCUGAUGAACACGGGAGAGAAACCUUCAUUUUCCAAUAACGGCCUCCUGUCCACGGUCUGCUAUCAGUUGGGAGCAGACGCACCAGCCAUCUACGCACUUGAAGGCUCCGUCGCUAUUGCUGGAGUUGGCGUGAGCUGGUUGCGAGACAACAUGAAGUUUCUCGAGCACGCGGAAGAGAGCGAGAAGGUCGCCCGGAGCGUCCCCGACACAGGCGGGGUUUACUUCGUCCCAGCAUUCUCAGGCUUGUUUGCUCCAUACUGGAAGGAAGGCGCCCGUGGUGCGAUUCUCGGUCUUACUCAGUUCACCACAUCUGCUCACAUUGUCCGCGCGCUCCUUGAGGCCGUUGCCUUCCAGACCGCAGAUGUGGUUGAUGCCAUCAUGAAGGGAAUUCAGCUGACCCGCAUGAAAGUCGAUGGUGGAAUGACAGCCAACGACGUCCUCAUGGAGUUCCAGGCUGAUGUGCUCGGAGCCACCGUGAUGCGGCCAGCCAUGCGGGAGGUCACUGCUCUGGGUGCUGCGUUGGCAGCUGGACUGGCAGUUGGCGUGUGGAAGAACAUCCAGGAGCUUGAGAAGGUUCAGAGCGACACCUGCGACUACACCUUCUUCCAGUCCAAGGUGGGACUGGGAGCGAUGCUGACGUCAUCAGAGUUUGCUGAGUGGCCAACAGAUGGACACGGAGACGCGGAAGAUGAAGAAGAUGAAAUGGGAGGACGCUGUCAAGAGAACCUUCGAUUGGGUUCAGUGACGCGAUGGGGCCGAGGUGGUGGCUUUUACCAUGUCCUUCAAUCGUUGAUAUGA
Guillardia theta CCMP2712 is the source of this 1620-nucleotide messenger RNA. RefSeq lists its product as hypothetical. Gene Ontology annotation, biological process: glycerol-3-phosphate biosynthetic process; triglyceride metabolic process; glycerol metabolic process. The transcript is spliced from 17 exons. The record is from RefSeq and is a predicted model, not a curated record. Gene Ontology annotation, cellular component: mitochondrion. Bases 1 to 1620 code for a protein of 539 amino acids. Gene Ontology annotation, molecular function: glycerol kinase activity. Lineage: Eukaryota; Cryptophyceae; Pyrenomonadales; Geminigeraceae.